AUGGUCCGGAAUAAAAAGCACCUAGCUCUAGAGUCGGCGGGUGUCAGCUCCCCUCGCCGGUGCACGGGACCGAUGGAUGAUUUUAUAGCUACGCCGUCGGAUCUAAGGGGACAGCAGCAUGCGUCCAAGAUGGCGCCCGCCUCUCCGGGCUCGGAGAGUGCGGGGGAAUCCCUGGUGGAGGAUACCCAGGCGAGUGACUUAGCUCGGAUCCGAGCCGAACGAACCCAAAUCUCCACCAACAUGUUGUCCAAGACGGACACGGGCUCCCUAGUACAAGAACUCCGGGCGGCACUGCGUGAAGAGCUUGCAGGCCUCCGCUCUGAUUUAACAGCGCUAGAGCAACGAGUGGAUGAAAUGGAGUCGACAGCUCGCGGAUGUGAAGAGCAGCAUAGGGCGACGGAGGUGGCUGUUACCAGACAAGGGAACAUGCUCCUCACGAUGCGCAGACAAGUAGAAGAUCUGGAGAAUAGGAGCAGGUGCAAUAACAUAAGAGUCCGCGGCCUCCCUGAGUCAGGCACAGAAUCGCUUCACGCCACGCUGACCGACCUAUUCAGGCAGCUCCUGGGGAUACAAGCCCCUGACACGAUACACUUCGACCGAGCGCAUAGAGCUCUUGGCCCGGCGAGACAAGACGGCAGCCCCAGGGAUGUGAUCUGCUGCAUUUCCACGAGUGGCCUGCGCGAUAAAAUAAUGGCAGCCGCAAGGGAGCUCCCCAGCAUCAGGUACCGCGAGGCAGAAGUCGCACUAUUCCAAGACUUAUCCAGCCUAACGCUAGAUGCCAGAAGAGCCUUGCGCCCGGUGACAAGUGCCCUUCGUGACAAAAGGAUCCCGUAUCGCUGGGGUUUUCCCUUUAGCUUACAGGCGAGGCACGGUAACGCCUGGCUGACGGCCCGCUGGCCGGAGGACGUACCGAGAUUUCAGAGAACACUUGGCCUACCACAGAUCAGAAUCCGAAACUGGAUCCUCGACGAAGCAAUCUCUUCACGGAGAGACCCGCUAG
This is a messenger RNA of Pelobates cultripes (western spadefoot toad), 1000 nucleotides long. The record is from the annotation of a GenBank genome assembly. Lineage: Eukaryota; Metazoa; Chordata; Amphibia; Anura; Pelobatidae.